AUGAUCCAGCUCCAGACCACAGCCGUGAAGGAGAACACGGCUUUGGGCCAGCGCCUGGAUUUCGACAUCAGGACCUUAACGAAGGAGAUCGCAGCGAACAAGGCCACAUUGUCGACAGCAGAGGCCUUGCGAAAGGAUCAGCACGAUUCCUUCACCAAGGACGAGACGUCCCUGAAAGAAAACAUCGAAGCAGUCUCGGCGGCAGUGGCCGCAUUUUCGGUGUCGGGAAGCUCUCUCCUGCAGUCCGAAAGCACUAUGGCCAGGCUGAGGCUCGUGGUGCACAGCAACUACGACAAGAUCCGGGCAAAGACGAGCCGAGCUGAGCGGAUGCUUCUGGACGACUUUUUGAAGGAUCCGAGCCAGUUCACCAAGGGCCCGGGCUUCCUCCAGAAAAAGGAAAACGCCGAGGCGGAAGGCCCUGUGGAUACGGUGGUGGGCCUUCUCCAGGCCAUGGUUGGCGACUUUCAGCGUGACCUGCAGGAAGAGCAGGAAGAGGACGCCAAGCUGGAGAAGAGCUACCAGGCCCUGGUGGCCGCCAAGACGGGCGAGGUGACCGCUGCGGAGGAUCAGGUGUCCACCAAGGCACGACCGGUGGGAGGAAUUCCAGUGCCAGCUCUCCUGAUGGCACAGCCCGUGCUCCCCGCACCGCACCCUGCAGAUGUGCCCCAAAAGGCCGGCACCGCAAGCACAGCGGGAACAUCAGAGCUGCCAACGUGGACGAAGGCUUCCGCGCCUGUCGCCUCGCCGGUGAAGACGGAGGCGGAGUCGAAGGCCAUCGAGGCAGCGCCAGAGAAGGCCGAGAAAGUCCAGGAGCAAGUGGGAUGCAUGCAAGUCGAGAAGGAAGAGCUCUCUGAGGACAUGCAGCGGAAGCUCCAGGAGUGGUGGCAGCGCAUCCAGGCCAGGGCCAAGCCGGGGCCCGAGGAAAAGGCGCAGCGAAGAACUCGGGAGCGAGCCCGGCUGAAGGCCGACCUGGCUCGCGACGAGCUCGAGGAGAGCUCCCGGCGCCGAGCGGCCUCCAAGCAGCUGCGCCAGGACGAGGCUUUUCUCCGUUGCAUGGCCGGCGGACGUCUUCUCGCCUUGGACCUCACUGCAAAUCUCCGGGACUGCCGAAUGCUGGCGAGCGUGGGGUCUUCUGAUGCCCUUAGAGAAGCCCUGGCUGAACUGCUGCUGACAAUGCGCCGAGCUCGUGGCCUGUGUGUGCGGCUGCAUGAGGAUCAGCGUGAACUACAACAGGAUUUCGCGAGCAAGUGCGAGCGGGAGGAGGAAGUGAGCCGGCAGCGGCGACUUGGUCUCCUCCGACGCCUGGCGAAGCUGGAGGAAGCAGAAGAGGAG
Molecule: messenger RNA, 1332 nt
Organism: Symbiodinium necroappetens
Lineage: Eukaryota; Dinophyceae; Suessiales; Symbiodiniaceae
Source: the annotation of a GenBank genome assembly